Lycium ferocissimum is the source of this 1374-nucleotide messenger RNA. RefSeq names its product putative disease resistance protein RGA4. Gene Ontology annotation, biological process: defense response to other organism. The record is from RefSeq and is a predicted model, not a curated record. The transcript has a single exon. The coding region runs from base 1 to 1374 and encodes 457 amino acids. Gene Ontology annotation, molecular function: ADP binding. Lineage: Eukaryota; Viridiplantae; Streptophyta; Magnoliopsida; Solanales; Solanaceae.
AUGGCUGAUCCUGUAAUUGGUGCUACUGUUCAAGUUGUGCUUGAGAAGCUGCUUUCUCUCACUAUUGAGGAGGCCAAAAGUUUAAGGAACUGCAAGAAAAAUCUCAGAAUGCUGACAGAAAAUGUAUCCAUGAUCCAAGCUUUCAUUCAUGAUGCUGAAAGACGACAAGUUGAGGAUCAGGCGGUGCAAGAAUGGCUCAAGAUGCUUGAGAGAGUUGCUGAAGAUGCUGAAUACGUGUUUGACGAAUUCAGAUAUGAAUCUCUCAAAGCAGAAGUUAUGAAGAUCCGAAACAAGCUAAUGGAAAAGGUCCGUAACUUCUUUUCUCAUACUGCUUUUAAGUGCAAAAUGUCUCGAAAAAUCAACAACAUCAAUGAAGAGUUGAGGGAUAUCAAUCAGUCAGCCAGAGGCCUCGGUCUCCAAUCACUGAUAGUUCCUUCUCGACAAAUACUACCAAUUCGAGAAACAGAUUCCAUAGUAGUUGCUUCGGAUGUUGUUGGUAGAGACAACGAUGUUGCUGAAAUAAAGAGGAAGAUGUUGAACAUCAGAGAGGGUGUUGUUCUGUGCACCAUUCCCAUAGUGGGUAUGGGGGGUUUAGGGAAAACUACAAUGGCUAAGAAAAUUUUCAAUGAUGAGGAGAUCAAGAAACAUUUUGAUAAGAGAGUUUGGUUGUGUCUACCUGAAAUGUCAGAAACAAACAAGAGCUUUCUCGAACAGAUCCUUGAAUCAUUGACAGAGAGGAAACUUGAGGUCCAAAACAGGGAUACAAUUGUCAAGAAGCUCCGAGAAGAACUCGGAGGGAACAAGUAUUUGCUUGUCUUGGAUGAUUUGUGGCGGGUUGACUCGACACUGUGGCAUGAGUUUGUGGACACCUUGAGAGGAAUAAAUACCUCCAGAGGAAACUGCAUUCUCGUGACUACUCGUAUGAAGCGGGUGGCAUCCACAGUAGCAGGAGAUCUUCAUAUGUUGGGAAAAUUAGCAGAUGAUCAUUGUUGGUCCAUUUUCAAACAAAGAGCAUUUGCUGAUGGGAAGGUUCCAGAAGAAAUGGUGAGCAUGGAAAAGAGGAUUGUUGAAAUGUGUCAAGGUCUACCCUUGGCUGCAAGUGUGUUGGGAGGCCUCUUAUGCAACAAGGAAAAACAUGAAUGGCAGGCAAUUCUUGAUGGCAACCCCCUUGUUGCAGGUGAAGAUGAUAAUGGGGAAAAUAGCAUAAAGAAAAUCCUAAAACUCAGCUAUGAUUAUCUACCAUCUCCACAUCUGAAAAAAUGUUUUGCCUACUUUGCAAUGUUUCCAAAAGAUUUUGAGUUUGAAAAGGACCAACUAAUCCAACUCUGGAUGGCAGAAGGCUUUCUUUGUCCAUGUCAAGAGACAACACAGUGA